This is a messenger RNA of Adineta steineri, 2301 nucleotides long. The record is from the annotation of a GenBank genome assembly. Lineage: Eukaryota; Metazoa; Rotifera; Eurotatoria; Adinetida; Adinetidae.
AUGCGACGACCAUCACGAUUUUCUUCAUUUGCUUCAGUUGAAACUCGACUUCAUUUUCGAAUUGAUCGAGAACGUCUUUCUGCAGCAUCAGAAGAAAGUAGUGAAACAUCAAGUGUAUCACCUGUCUUAGGUUCACAAAGAAAUAAUACAGCUGGUAGUUCACGUCGGAUUGGCGAAAGAUUUAUUAUUCUUCAUUAUUCACCAUUCAAAGCAGUAUGGGAUUGGGUUGUUAUUUUACUUGUUUUAUAUACUGGUAUAAUAACACCAUAUACAAUAUCAUUUUUAUCUGAUGAAGAUCAAAAACGAACAAAUUUAAAUGCUCAAGCAGCUACAAGACAAUUCAAUCGUGAAAGAACGAGUAUUCAUGCAUUAAUUCUUAUUGAUGUAUUAGUUGAUAUGGUAUUUAUUUUAGAUAUUUUAAUUAGUUUUCGAACAACAUUUGUAUUAAAAGAAACCAAUGAAGUAAUAACAAGUCCAAUAUUAAUUGCUAAACAUUUUGUUAUUGAUAAUUGGAGACGUUUUGGUGCGGAUAUACUUGGUGCUUUACCAUGGGAUAUACUUUUCUAUGGAAAUGGAAGUCAUUCGACAAUGCGUUUAGCAAAUUGUUUUAAAUUAGCACGUCUUUUACGACUUAUUGAAUUUAUUGGAAAUUUUCAAAAUUCAGAAUAUUCAUCAGCUGUUUUAGUGUUUCUUAUGCUUCUCUUUGCUAUUGCUGCACAUUGGCUUGCAUGUAUAUUUCAUUUUAUUGCUAUUCUUGAAAGACCGAAUUUAUUAGUUAAAUAUUCAUGGUUAGAUCAUCUUGCUGAAAAAUAUGAAAUGCCUUACCUUGCUAAUGAUACUUUAAGUGGACCCGAUUUAAAAUCAAAAUAUUUAACUGCACUUUUCUUUGCUAUGACAUCGUUAACAUCAGUUGGUUUUGGAAAUGUUGCAGCCAAUACAAAUGGUGAGAAACUGUUUUCGAUUUUAUCAAUGUUAGCUGGAUCAUUUUUAAGUGCAUCAAUUCUUGGAAGUGUAACAACGAUUAUUAUUAAAUUAUAUCAAGGUGCAGAAGAAUUAAAAGAAAUGAAACAAAGUAUUGAUGAUUUUAUAAAACAUCAUCGUAUUAAUAAACUACUUGCUAAACGAAUGGAAGAUUCAUUUGAACAUGAAUGGAAAAAUACAAAAGGUAUUGAUAUGAAUAGUAUAUUAAAAACAUUUCCAGAAUGUAUUCAAGCGGAUAUAUGUUUACAUCUUAAUCGAGAAUUAUUAAAUAAUUGUCCGGUUUUUGAAGAUGCUGAUGAAAUUUGUCUUCGAGCAUUAGCUCUUCUGUUUAAAUCAACUCAUGUUCCACCAGGUGAUACACUUAUUCAUCAAGGUGAUAUUCUUCAUUCAAUUUAUUUCGUUCGUGGUGGUCAAGUAGAAAUCUUUCAAAAUAAUGAAUUAUUAGUUAUUCUUGGUCGUAAUGAUACAUUUGGAGAAAAUCCAUGUAAUUCAACAACAUUAGGAAAAGCUAGAUGUGUUGUUCGAGGUUUAACUUAUUGUACAUUGAAUACAAUUGAUCGAGAUGAUUUACUCAAUGUUUUUCAACUUCAUCCUGAUUUUGAAAAAUCAUUUGUUGAAAAAUUUCAUGUAACAUUUGAUCUUCAACAUUGUGAAUUCACCGAAACCAAACCAUUUUAUAAAUUAGAUACUGAUCUUCAAAUGCUUAUUAAAGAACGUAAUCCAAAAUUACAAAAAGAACGACGUUUAAGUGUAUUAAGUGAACGAGAAGAUGAGGCAAAUCGAUUAGCUAAUUUACGAUCUUAUCGUAUGUGUAGAAGUACUGAUAUUGGUUUCCGACGAUCGAUGAAUACUACGGUUGAAUUAUCAGCUGAUCAAGCACAAUUCAAUUCUGAUCAUUUUCUUUUUAGUCGAGACAGACCUUUAACAACUUUAUUAAUACCUCCAAUGUUCUUUCCAAUAAAUAUUACAAUACCAAGCGAAUCUAAAACAACUACAUUUAUGCCUCAAGAAGAUAAACUAAAGAAAAUCAUACCACGAAAAGAAUCAAAUUCGAUUCAAGAACCAAUUCCAGUAAAAAAAUAUGAGAAUAGUUCAAUACGAAAUAUGAAAGAUGUUGAUACUGAAUUAUCACUUUUACAAAUACGUGUGGAUAAUUUUGAACGAGUUAUAGAAAAUCAAAUGAAAUUGUUAUUUGAUGUUGCGAAUAAUAUUGUCGCAGCAAAUAUUCAUCGACAAAAUAAUUUCAAUCAAUCAAAUGAAACAAUGGACACUCAAAAUUGUCUUGUCAUUAAUAAUUUGCUUUUUUCGAAAGAUAAAUAA